AUGGAAGGUAUAAAGAUACCUUCAACUACGGCUAUCAAUCAUGUUUGUACAGAAAUCCAACACGAAAAUAGAAGUCAAAGAGAAGAAGAAAAUCUUACUGAGUCAGAUGCUGAUAAGUUUCGGCAAGCUAGGGUUUUCAACCUUAUCCAUGGGCUUCGUUUCAAGAGUGUCCUGGUAAUGUCAGGACUUGAUGAUGAAGGAAAUAUCUUGCUACAUAUGGUAGCUACGAAGGCUCCAGAUCACGUUCUUAAUCGCAUCUACGCACCAACACUACAAAUGCAAAGAGAACUGCAAUUGUUCAAGGAGGUGGAGACUAUCAUAACUCCAGUUUUUAGGGGACUUCGAAACAAGCAUGGCAUGACAGCCGAAGAAUUAUUCAGAGAAAGUCAUAAGGAUUUGAUGAAAACAGGAGGGAAAUGGAUAAAGGCUACAGCAUCUUCUUGUUCGGUUGUCGGAGCACUAAUUGUGACCAUUAUGUUUGCUGCAGCUUUGACUGUGCCAGGAGGAAAUGACCAAAAUUUUGGACACCCAUGA
Messenger RNA from Prosopis cineraria, 534 nucleotides. RefSeq lists its product as uncharacterized. The transcript is spliced from 3 exons. Bases 1 to 534 code for a protein of 177 amino acids. The record is from RefSeq and is a predicted model, not a curated record. NCBI's taxonomy places the organism in Eukaryota, Viridiplantae, Streptophyta, Magnoliopsida, Fabales, Fabaceae.